GUAUGACCAUCUCACUUGCUCCAAAACCAAAAAAUAAGAACUGCAAACUCCUGCUCUUGUCUGUAUCCUUCACACAGUUUUCAAUCUCUCUCUCGAAUUUCUCCAAAUGUUCCGCAGUUGAAACCUUCAAUUACAAUCCCCAAUCCUUUCAAUACCACACAAGGAAGAGAAGAUGUACACCAUGUCUACAAACUCUAUCAAUGGAGCAACAGACCAGGAAUCUCUCACACUUCCUCUUCUCAGCUCUCAUCGUUCCCUCGCCAACUCCACCUCGCAGGUUGCUCUCGUCGGCGCCAAUGUCUGUCCUAUCGAAAGCCUCGACUACGAGAUUGCGGAGAAUGAUUUCUUCAAGCAAGAUUGGAGGACCCGUGGAAAGAUCCAGAUUUUUCAAUACUUGUUCAUGAAGUGGUCGCUUUGCUUCUUGGUUGGGGUUAUUGUUAGCCUUGUUGGGUUUUUUAAUAAUAUUGCUGUUGAGAAUAUUGCUGGUGUUAAGUUUGUCAUCACUUCCAAUAUGAUGCUCUACAAUAGGUAUGGGAUGGCAUUUCUUGUAUUCUUGGUCUCAAAUUUUGUCCUUACCCUGUUUGCAUCCAUAAUUACGGCUUUUGUAGCUCCGGCUGCUACUGGGUCAGGUAUACCAGAAGUGAAAGCUUAUUUGAAUGGUGUGGAUGCACCUGGAAUUCUUUCGUUGCGAACUUUGGUUGUCAAGAUUAUUGGAAGCAUUUCUGCGGUCUCAGCAUCUCUUCUUAUUGGAAAGGCAGGGCCCAUGGUGCAUACUGGUGCAUGUGUUGCGUCAUUUUUGGGUCAAGGUGGGUCUAAGAAAUAUAGAUUAACAGGGAAAUGGCUACGGUUUUUCAAAAAUGACCGAGAUCGGCGAGAUCUAGUAACAUGUGGAUCAGCUGCUGGAAUUGCUGCUGCCUUUCGUGCCCCAGUUGGUGGUGUGCUGUUUGCUCUUGAAGAAAUGGCAUCUUGGUGGAGAAGUGCCCUUCUGUGGAGAGCUUUCUUUACAACAGCUGUAGUUGCAAUAGUGCUUCGGGCUUUAAUUGAUCUAUGUUUGAGUGGCAAAUGUGGGCUAUUUGGUAAAGGGGGGCUCAUAAUGUUCGAUGCCUAUUCAGCAAGUGUUACAUAUCAUCUCAUUGAUGUGCCACCGGUGCUUCUCCUUGGAGUUAUAGGGGGAAUAUUGGGAAGUUUGUAUAAUUUUCUUCUAGAUAAUGUUCUUCGGAUUUACAACCUGAUUAAUGAGAAAGGCAUUGUUUACAGAAUUUUUCUUGCUUGUACGGUCUCUAUAUUCACAUCCUGUCUUCUUUUUGGAUUACCUUUUCUGGCUUCAUGCCAACCUUGUCCAGCUGAUGCAUCAGAAGCCUGUCCAACAAUAGGCCGGUCUGGCAACUACAAGAAAUUUCAAUGCCAACCUGGUCAUUACAAUGAUCUUGCCAGCCUCAUUUUUAACACAAAUGAUGAUGCUAUUAGAAACCUUUUCAGCAGGAACACCGAUACUGAGUUUCAAUAUUCAUCAAUUCUCAUAUUUUUUGGGACAUGCUUUUUUCUUAGUAUCUUUAGCUAUGGGAUUGUUGUACCUGCGGGUCUUUUUGUACCAGUUAUUGUGACAGGUGCAUCUUAUGGACGUUUUGUAGGAAUGCUAGUUGGUUCAAAAUCUACUCUUAACCAUGGCCUCUAUGCUGUUCUGGGUGCUGCUUCAUUUCUUGGUGGAUCUAUGAGGACGACUGUUUCUUUAUGUGUUAUUAUCCUAGAAUUGACCAAUAAUUUGUUGCUACUACCCCUGAUAAUGUUGGUUCUUCUUGUUUCCAAGACUAUGGCUGAUGCUUUUAACUGUAACAUAUAUGACCUUAUCAUGAGAGCAAAGGGUUUUCCUUACCUAGAAACACAUGCUGAGCCUUACAUGAGGCAGCUGACAGUUGGUGAUGUAGUCACAGGUCCACUUCAUCUGUUUCAUGGCUUUGAGAAGGUUGGUAAUAUAGUACAUGUUCUCCAGACAACAAGGCAUAAUGGGUUUCCUGUAAUUGAUGAGCCUCCAUUUUCUGAAUCUCCAGUUCUCUGCGGACUAAUCCUCCGUGCUCAUCUUAUUGAAUUGCUAAAGAAGAAAGUUUUUUCAUCCACUUCAGUGCCAAUACAUGCUGAUGCCUUUAAUCAAUUCUCUGCUACUGACUUUGCAAAGAGAGGCUCAGGCAAUGGUGACAAUAUAGAAGAUAUAGAAAUUACAGAAGAAGAGAUGGAGAUGUACUUAGAUUUGCAUCCUUUCACUAAUGCAUCACCUUAUACUGUUGUGGAGACAAUGUCACUAGCUAAGGCUCGUGAUCUAUUCCGAGAUGUUGGUUUGAGGCAUCUGCUUGUGAUACCCAAGAUCUCUAGUAGAUCUCCUGUUGUGGGUAUAUUGACGAGGCAUGACUUCAUGCCAGAACAUAUACUGGGUUUGCAUCCUUUGCUUGUCAGGAGCAAGUGGAAAAGAUUAAGAAUCCGGCUACCACAAAUACUUAAAAUUUUAUAGGGCGCCUUGCAAGAGGAUUGAAACCAUUUCCUGACCAGGAGCAGGCGUAAAGGAACGAAUCCGGCCACCUUGGGCAUCUCAGUCAGCCGCAAUGGGGGCUGCUCUUGUUGUAGUUGUACAUUCUCCUAUUUGAGCAGUUGAGCUCCUUAACACAAUAUUUUUUAAGGAUUAAGGACAUUGUUAUCGAGGUUGUUUAUGCAAAACCAACCAGAAUCAAGAUCAGGUAAACACAAUCAUGUUUAUCAUCUAGCAGUUCUUUUUUUAUUUUUGUUAAUUAACAAGACUAGUCAUUUGCCCCAUGUUAUGUGGGUCUUUUAAAUUUUAUAAAUUAUUAUUUUAUAAAAUUACAAACUACCAUUUUAUUUUCUUAGUA
Messenger RNA from Manihot esculenta (cassava), 2876 nucleotides. Its product is annotated as putative chloride channel-like protein CLC-g. Gene Ontology annotation, molecular function: voltage-gated chloride channel activity. The transcript has 7 exons. Gene Ontology annotation, biological process: chloride transport; transmembrane transport. Bases 173 to 2503 code for a protein of 776 amino acids. Gene Ontology annotation, cellular component: plant-type vacuole membrane; intracellular membrane-bounded organelle. NCBI's taxonomy places the organism in Eukaryota, Viridiplantae, Streptophyta, Magnoliopsida, Malpighiales, Euphorbiaceae. The record is from RefSeq and is a predicted model, not a curated record.